AUGCUCGGCAACCGGACCUCGUCUUCUUCGAUGUGGCGACUGUCAAGCGGUGAGAUCAAACGAGCCCGCGCUAGGGUGGAGAAAGAGACUUUUGCCAUUCGCAAUGCCACAGAGGACAUCUUGACUCCGGCCAAUGCCUUCGAGACGCAUGCCGGUUUGCCGCUAGGUUCUUGCCGCGCCAGCAAACUCCCAGAGCAUCUUUGGCGCAACAUCGAGCUGGCUACACUCCGAAGCCCGCUGUCCUCCUUGUACCAAAAACUACCGCCCGACGACCUGACCACUGCUGGUGAGGUUCAUCUCGAGCAUGCUAAGAAGCUCGGCUCUCAGCUCCACAGGGCCAUCUCCUCUUUCGGGUUCAACCUCUUCGACCCAGACGAGGCCCUGUCCAGCGUUGUCGAAACGCACUCGCUCGGAUCUUGGGAAGAAAUGGCCCUGACUUUGCAGAACUCGUAUGCUGCGUGGUCAGGGUCCGAGGGUGUUCUUGACCUGUGGACAGGAGACACCGGCGAGCUCUGCGGCGAGGACUGGUACUUCAGCGGACUUCAUGGCGCGGGCUUCACAGGGGUCGACAGUUACGAGCCAAAAUGCAUCUGGAUCAGCAGCUCUCACGUGAAACAGUCUCCUAAUAGCGGGUUUCAGAUUCACUGGCCGAGUUACAAGCCGCAGAAGAGUCCAGGCGCAACGGGAGAUGGCAAAGAGAGCUACCUUAUGCCACCCUUCCGGGAGACGUUCCACAGGACGUGCGACCCCGACAGCGCCGUGUUCAGAACGCACAAGUACCCCGAUAUUUACACGGCGAACAUUGUGGGCUACCGGCAGACGCCGAGAAAUCGUAAACACCCCAGCAUGCAUCUAACUUUACCCGAGCCGAGUACGAAAAGACGCUUGCCAAGUUUGCGGAGAAAGCCCGUCGUAACGCGGAUGAGGAACAUUCGUUAUCAGAACCACCAACGAGCCAAAUCUGUGGCAAGAGGUAACAAGUACAAAUACCAACGGCUAUCCGUGAUCGGCUGCCCGCAAAGUCGCCGAGUGAAGAGCCUGUUCAGGAGACCCUGGGGAAAGGAAGAAUACCUAGACGUAGGUAAAGGGCGGCCACGGCACUCGAAACGCCAACAGGACGGAGGAAAUGAGGCCGCAGUCCUGAAUGGUACAUCGACGGCCAGCGAUCCUGCCUCAGCCAGCCAGAAUCUCCUGGGACCGGAGAACCCGUUCAACUGGCUUGUGGUUGACUCCUUCGCGGGCAACAGCGCCGCCUAUCUCCGCAGCAGCAACUCGUCGCGCGGGCCCGACUUUGCCAACGCCAAGGAGACGAUGUUCUGCCUCAUGUCGGACAAGACGCUGCACCCAUUCUGCGCAGACAACGACAAGAAAACGGCUGACGGCCGUCCUUGCUUCGACCUCGAGUCGCAGCAGCUUGUGCGCGGCGGAAUCGUCAGGUGA
Molecule: messenger RNA, 1440 nt
Organism: Verticillium alfalfae VaMs.102
Lineage: Eukaryota; Fungi; Ascomycota; Sordariomycetes; Glomerellales; Plectosphaerellaceae
Exons: 5
Coding region: 1-1440 (479 amino acids)
Source: RefSeq, a predicted model, not a curated record